AUGUCAGCCGAUAAAUUCCCAAUCCCUUUCGUCGAGAAAUUCCACAAGGUCGCCUUAGACCCCUCGCAGCCCCAACUAUCAGCCGACCAGAAAUCAAAACUCCUCGAAAAUAUCUCCAUCCUCCGAGAUGCUAUCGUCUUCUUCACGGCAACCGGCGCUGCGCGCGGCGUGAGUGGCCACACUGGAGGGCCGUUUGAUACCGUCCCCGAGGUCUGCUUACUCCUGGCCCUCUUUGCCAGUGACCCGGACGGCAAAAAGUUUGACCACACCUUCUGGGAUGAGGCCGGACAUCGUGUGGCAACCCAAUACCUGGUCGCCGCCCUCGAGGGCCAUCUUCCAGCCGAGCAAUUGAUGAUGUACCGUGAAGCAGAUUCGAAACUGCCCGGCCAUCCCGAAUUGGGCCUCACCCCUGGCGUCAAGUUCAGCAGUGGUCGUCUAGGCCACAUGUGGCCUCUUGUCAAUGGUGUUGCAAUGGCAAACCGAGAGAAGACUAUCUUUUGUUUGGGCUCAGACGGCUCUCAGCAAGAGGGCAACGAUGCCGAAGCUGCCCGGCUGGCUGUGGCCCAAAAUCUAAACGUCAAACUGUUGAUCGAUGACAACGAUGUGACGAUUGCUGGACACCCCAGUGUCUACAUGAAGGGCUACGAAGUCAGCAAGACGCUCGAGGGACACGGCUUGAAGGUCUUCCAUGCCGAGGGUGAAAACAUCGACUCGCUUUGGGCCGGGCUCUGCUCGGUCAUUCAAUGUCAAGGUCCGGCGGCAUUGAUCGCCAAGCGAGUCAUGUGUCCAGGAAUCCAAGGCCUCGAAGGCAGCAACCACGGACAUGACGUCAUUCCCGUUCCAAAGGCCAUUUCAUACCUCAAGGACCGGCCGUAUGGAGAGGCAGCAGCCAAGAUCCUCAACUCUCUUACUCCGUCCGCUUCGCCCUAUCUCUACAUCGGCAGCACCAAGGAGAAAGACGCAUGCCGAGUCCAGUUCGGGAAAGCAGUCAACAUGGUCUUGGACAAGCUCUCAAAGGAGGAAGCCAAAGAGAAGGUCAUGGUCAUCGACUCCGAUCUCGAGGGCUCCACGGGACUCAAGGCGAUCCGCGAAUCACAUCCCGAGGUCUUCGUACCCUCUGGGAUCAUGGAACGUGGAAACUUCUCCGCCGCUGCCGGAUUCGGGUUCGAAAAGGGGAAAGUUGGUAUCUUCAGUACCUUUUCGGCCUUCCUGGAAAUGUGUUGCUCGGAAAUCACUAUGGCUAGACUUAACAGAUGUAACGUGUUAUGUCACUUUUCCCACAGUGGAGUGGAUGAAAUGUGUGAUAACACAUGCCAUUUCGGGUUGAACACUUUCUUUGCCGACAACGGUCUGGAAGAUGGAUACCCCACUCGUCUUUACUUCCCCGCGGACGUCCACCAGAUGACUGCUAUUGUCAACAAGGUCUUCUGGGACAUGGGCUUACGGUUUGUCUUCUCGACAAGAUCCAAGGUUCCGAAUAUUUUGAAAGAGGGAAGCCAAGAGCAUUACUUUGGCGGGGAUUACGAAUUCAUGCCUGGAAAGGACGAAUUUAUUCGUCGGGGUAAACUCGGAACAGUGAUCUGUUUCGGAGAGAUCGUGCACCGAGCAUUAGAUGCAGUAGACCGGCUGCGGGAGGAAGGAUUCGACGUGGGUCUGGUGAACAAGUCGACGUUGAACGUGAUCGACGAGGAGGCGAUGGCCGAGUACGGCAGGCAGAAGUUCGUCCUUGUCGUCGAGAGCUUGAACCAGAAGACCGGCUUGGGCAGCAAGAUGGGCACCUGGCUCUUGGAGCGUGGCCUGACCCCCCGAUACGGCUACUUGGGCACUAAUAAGGAGGGCUGUGGCGGCUUGAGCGCCCAGAUCUUCCACCAAGGCUUGGACCCUGCUAGCAUCAUCCGCAAAGUCAAGGUUUUGGCCGCCUAG
Molecule: messenger RNA, 1923 nt
Organism: Puccinia triticina
Lineage: Eukaryota; Fungi; Basidiomycota; Pucciniomycetes; Pucciniales; Pucciniaceae
Exons: 7
Coding region: 1-1923 (640 amino acids)
Molecular function (GO): catalytic activity
Source: RefSeq, a predicted model, not a curated record